Molecule: messenger RNA, 2016 nt
Organism: Ylistrum balloti
Lineage: Eukaryota; Metazoa; Mollusca; Bivalvia; Pectinida; Pectinidae
Product: integrin beta-like protein E
Exons: 14
Coding region: 1-2016 (671 amino acids)
Biological process (GO): heterophilic cell-cell adhesion; establishment or maintenance of epithelial cell apical/basal polarity
Cellular component (GO): plasma membrane; protein-containing complex
Molecular function (GO): calcium ion binding
Source: RefSeq, a predicted model, not a curated record
AUGGACCAGACAAUGUCAGUAGUACGGGUAGCUUUGUUAACCUCGAUUGUAAUUUCCUGUUGUCAUGGGGCAUUCCUUGGCGGAAGCAUCAACUGGUACAUGCUCGGUGGAAAGGUUCGGUUCACGUAUCGCCUAACAUGGGAGAAGGGAACAGGACCUUGUGGCCCUGGAUGUUCACAAGCCAGUGUAGGCCAGUCCGGAACAUUGUCUCUGCCGUUAACCAUUUUGUCCUGGUCCUGUACCUCAGGUUGUAAUGGUAACAGUAAGCUCCACGAUGCCAAUUACGUCACGACGUCUGUAGGGGCUGGAGCCUCCAGCUGGGAACAGGGAGAAGGAAGCUUUUUAUUCACUCCUCCGAAAGCGAACGGAAAAUAUGAAAUCAUGUUAAGUCCCUUGCGAUGGUCAACUCAAGCCAAUGGCCCCGGACAACUACAGACAACAGUGGACCUAAGAAUCCGUAGCGAUACUAAUCUGCCUAAUGCCAGUCCGAUAGCGGCUGUACAACCCUCCAUUGGAGUACCAUCUGGAUGUAGGAAGACUAUAGCACUACCGGUAGUAGAUCCAGACGCUGACAUCACCAAGUGCCGGCUGGCUGGUCCGACAGAAUGCGGCAUGGCAUGCACAACACUUACCGGGAUACACAUAGACAACGACAAAUGUACAGUAACAGUUCCAGAUACACUGACAAAGGGCGAGUAUCGUCUUGCUGUAGUCGUAGAAGACUUUCCACGCAGUAUCAUACAACUAGGGGGAGCCACCAGUAACCUCAACAAGCCACUCAGUGUUGUACCGAUACAGUUAACAAUUCACGUCAUCCAAACGAGUGGGGGAUGUGGUUCUGUGAUUCCCAGCAAUGCUGACACCGGUCCGACAAUCACGUAUCCUUCAUCUGGUGCGCCUACCGGAAGUCUUCACACGGUCCUUAUUUCUGCUCAAAGCAACGCACAAGCUAUAGUCAGUACUUCAGCUGGUGUGAAAACCACGCAGUCACCGGACCCUUCUCAUCCUGGGAAUUUUCGCGUGAACACGAGCUGGACGCCAAAUGCUGACCAAGACGGAAUGGCCUUUACCUGCGUGUGGGCGUUACAAAACAAUGGAAUUACUACAGAUCACAAAUGUUUCACUACUAUAGUUAGAGACAAAAAUGACUGUAGUGGUGGAAAUAAAUGUCUGCAUGGAAGCACGUGCAUUGAUUUAUAUAAACGAUACACGUGCAACUGUCUGGGUGGAUUCACAUCAAAGGACUGCUCGGUCCGUGCUUCCUGUGUAACGUCAAAUCCCUGCGUGAACGGAACUUGCGAGGAAAGGCAUGGGACUCUCUUUUGCAUCUGUUCACAAGGUUACACAGGAAAAACAUGUGAUACAACCAUUGACAAUUGUGCCUUAUCUCCAUGUUUACAUGGUGGCACUUGUAUCGCUAAGGCAACAGGUUCAUCGUGCACUUGUACUGUUCAGUUUACCGGAAGUCAAUGUCAAACACGUAUUCAGACUCCCCUUCACUCUCGCUCCGUGACAGCGAGUUUGCUCUACAAAGCUACAAUAUCCUCGGAUAGCGACGGGUCAGUCCAGAUUCUCGAUUACGUGAAAGUGUCCGAUCAAAGCAAAAAGGAUAUCAAUGUAGUUGUUAAUAACGACAGUCCACCCCUGUGGCCAAUAGGCGUGGCUUUUGGGGGCUGCCUGCUCAUCGCUUUAACCGGGUGUGUAACAUGGUGGUGCUGUUUUGGCAAACGAGGACCAAACAAGGGCUUCAUUGAACCUCAGCCAGCUGAAAAGUGGGCGCGACCGCGCCGAUCUGGCAACGCCCAGAAUCGCUCGUCCGGAUCUCCGGUCGCUGAAAACACUCCACGAAAAUCGGGGAAUAAUGUAACACAGGUUGAAACAAACACGGGAACACAAGUGUCCGGAGGGUCGCCACGGAUACUCAAUAUCUACCAAUCUUCAGCUAAUGACCCCAACUUACAUAAAUGCGGAAGCAAUUCACGCGGCAACGUUCAUUACAACAAUACGUUCUGGUGA